UUCGUGUUGUAAGAGUUAAGUUAAGAAUACAUUAUUUAAUGAAAUUAUAACUCAUUUACUAAAAUUUUUAUUUUAUUUCCAUCACAUAAUUUUUAAAAAACUAUUUAAUUCUAAUAUUUUUUAGAUUGUUUAAUAAGUGGAUGGAAAAUAUUUAUUAAUUAAAUUGGACAAAAAUAUAUUACAAUGAAAUCAUUGUUCAUUUUAUUUCUUUUUUUUACCAUUUUUCUAAACUUUUGUAUUGGUGAUUACACUGCAAGUGAUUGUGUUCAAUUGGGGUUCAACAAGGCAAAUUUACUGUGUUCUAGUUGUGACCAACUUCAAAAAUUUGAUUUAUCUUUACUGAGUGAGAACUGUUUACAAUGCUGUCAAAUGGAUAAGGAAGUAAAGUCAAUUAAAGUGUACGCUAAAGCAAGACUAGAAGUUUGUACUUGUAAAUUUGGAGCUUAUCCUCAAAUACAAGCAUUUCUGAAAAGUGAUCGUCCUAAAAAAUAUCCAAAUCUGACUAUUAGAUAUGUCAGAGGACUUGAUCCUAUUAUAAAACUUAUGGAUAACAAUGGCAAUGUUCAAGAAGUUCUAGCUAUUGAACGAUGGGAUACUGACACUGUUGAUGAGUUUUUAAGUACUCAUUUAGAACAAGUAAAUCCAGAUGAAGAUUAUAGAUCAAACUUGGUAUAAUUAUGAUAAUACUUUUUGUUUGUGAUAUGCGUUAACUGAUAAAAACUAUUUUUUUUAAUAUGAACUAGCCUAAGAAUACUGUUAAUAGUUACAAAAUCUUUCUGCUAACAAUAUUUUUAUGUAUUUAUUCUUAUAAGGAGAGACAAUAAAAAACCAGUAAUAUUUUCAUAACUUAAAUUUAAAAAAUAUUUUAGUUAUAUGUAAGAAAUUACAUAUAACAUUUUGGAAAUGUAGUAACACUUUAAACAUUAUAAAUAAUGUUUGAUGGAAAUGUGAUAUACUUAAUAAUUUUAUCACUAUUUAAUAUACAAUAAAAAUAAUUCAAUUAUUCAAUAAA
Messenger RNA from Daktulosphaira vitifoliae (grape phylloxera), 1012 nucleotides. RefSeq names its product selenoprotein F. Gene Ontology annotation, cellular component: endoplasmic reticulum lumen. Lineage: Eukaryota; Metazoa; Arthropoda; Insecta; Hemiptera; Phylloxeridae. Gene Ontology annotation, molecular function: oxidoreductase activity. The record is from RefSeq and is a predicted model, not a curated record. The coding region runs from base 184 to 675 and encodes 163 amino acids. The transcript has 5 exons.